This is a messenger RNA of Sebastes umbrosus (honeycomb rockfish), 1603 nucleotides long. It is a transcript of the gene cldnc, whose product is annotated as claudin c. Gene Ontology annotation, biological process: bicellular tight junction assembly; cell adhesion. Bases 445 to 1116 code for a protein of 223 amino acids. Gene Ontology annotation, cellular component: bicellular tight junction; plasma membrane. Lineage: Eukaryota; Metazoa; Chordata; Actinopteri; Perciformes; Sebastidae. The transcript has a single exon. The record is from RefSeq and is a predicted model, not a curated record. Gene Ontology annotation, molecular function: structural molecule activity.
AAUGAGGCCAAUGCCCAGGACUCGCCUGAUUGGCUUGGUUUGACGAGUGAUGUCAUCGGUUAGGAGGGCCUGAUCGCUUAGUAAUAAAACAAUACACAGAUAAGGGUCAUCCACUCCUUAAGAGCAGAGGAACAUAGGAAAAGAACUUCUGAGCAGACACGUACACGCAGCAGAGAGUUUGCGGAGGAAGCACACUGACAAAUCGACACUUGUGGAUUCAGCAGCAGGUGCAGUAGCUACAGCUUGAGGAGGAGGAAGCAUACCUGGUGGAAAGAAAGGCUGACGAAGAGGAGCUUGAAGGGCAAAAGCAAGAAGGCCUUUAAAUAUUUGCUGGAAAAAUAAAAGGAGGAAAGGGAAGCAAGGAAAACCGAGAGAAAAUUCAAUAAAGAGGAACCUAAAGGACAAAUAAAGGAGCCAAAGAGGGGACGCCUGUCUGAGUGCACAAUGGUGUCUUUUGCACUCGAACUGGUCGGCGUCAUUCUGUCCGUGCUCGGCUGGGUGCUGAGUGUGAUCAGCUGCGCCUUGCCGAUGUGGAGGGUCUCCGCCUUCAUUGGCUCUAACAUUGUCACAGCUCAGGUGUACUGGGAGGGCCUGUGGAUGAACUGCGUGUUCCAGAGCACGGGGCAGAUGCAGUGCAAGGUCUACGACUCCAUGCUGGCUUUACCGCAGGACCUGCAGGCCGCCAGGGCGCUCACCGUCGUCUCCAUCAUCAUCGGGGUGCUGGCUCUCCUCGUCGCUAUGGUGGGAGCAAAGUGCACCAACUGCAUCGAAGAUGAAGGGGUGAAAGCCAGGGUGAUGGCCGCCUCGGGCGGCGCGUUCAUCACGGCAGCUUUGACCCAGCUGGUGCCUGUUUCCUGGUCAGCACACACCAUCGUGGUCGAGUUCUACAGUCCACUCGUCCCCUCUGGUCAGAAGAUGGAGAUCGGGGCGGCGCUGUAUCUGGGCUGGGCCGCCGCGGCCCUGCUGGUGAUUGGAGGGUCCAUCCUUUGCUGCAGUUGCCCUCCACAGGAAGAGAAACCAUUGAGGUACAGCAUGCCCCCUCAGAGCCGUAUAGCAUACUCCGCCGCACCGAGGUCAAUCGCUCAAAGCUCCUACAACAGGAGGGACUACGUGUGAGGGAACUGUGACUGUGUCGGAAAAUGUGUACAGAAAUGUAGCUAAAUAAUAAUUACAUUGGUUUAACUGGAACCAAUUGUUCACUAGUAAAUGGUUAAAGAGCCAAACCAGUUUAAAUAAAUAAGUGUAAAUAUGGAGGAAGUGUUUUGAUACUUUUGAAAAAUAGAUUUGGAAGCUCUACGCAGAUGUUUGAUGGUACUGUUUACAAUAACCACUGGUCUAAAGCAAGUUUAAGAAGAUGUGACCAAAUAUGGUCUAUGUGGUCAGUUCAAAGAGGAGACUUUGUCCAAUAUAUAUAUAUUUAUUAUUUGUGCUUAUAACAUUUACAUUGUAAAUGCUCCUCGUUGAACUGAUCAGUGUGUACAUAUGACGUGUCAUACUGUCAGCUAUUGUAAAGCAAAGAAAGACACUGUUGUGACUGUUUUAAAUGUUUUUUCAGGGCUGUCAAAGUUAACGCGAUAAUGCAUUAACACAAAUUUGUUUUAAC